UUCUUCCCAAAGAAAUCAGAGACGUACGCACCCAAUUAGGAGCACUAGACGAUCGAUCCUCCACCUUCUAUUGCAACAACACCAUAUAUAUCGUCACUACAAGUUCGAUCGAGAAGGUUUACAGUAAUAUUCCCGAUACGAUCUGUUUUCCGUCGAGAAAGUGGUAUAUGAGAUUAAUUUUUAGGUGUAAACACAAUCAUGACGAGGAAGCAGCUUGCAACCAUCCACAAGGCGCUGCUAGCGGCGUUCGUUUUGGCGGCGGCUGCAAUGGCGGAUAGAUACCUGGCGUCGGUAGAUAUUACCAACAAGCUGAGCAGGGGAAUCGUGCUCAUCGUGCAUUGCAAGUCCGGAGACGACGAUCUCGGGCCUCGUGCUCUCGAGGCCAAUUGGACGUUCGGCAUGACCUUCCACCAGAACUUCUUCGGAGGGACGCUGUUCUGGUGCGACCUGGCGGUCGAAGAUAAGCGUCUUUCGUUCACCGCGUUCGACGAGAGCGAUCACGAGACGUACAUCAAGGCGUUCGAGGUGUCGGAUGGCGGAGUCGAUGGGGUGGAUAGUUUUAGCGGGGAGAUGGUUCAUGUUUGUGGGUGGAGAGUUGUGACUCAUUUGAAUUUUUAGUGACGGAUGUGGGUGUUUUUUGUGACCAGAUAAAAGUUGGUCGCUAAAAUCUUCGUCGCGAUAUUUCGACCAAUGAGUACUGCUUCAUCCCACCUCUAUGCUCCUUGUGAUUUGUCGGUUCGCGUAUGUUUCUAUUGCCGUUUUAAGCAAACCGAUCGGCAGCCUCGAAAUACUUGCCAUUAAUGCACAAAACUCGGUUGGAUAUUUAAGGCAAGAUCCAGUCAAUAACCUAAUUUUACAUAUCUAUCAAUAAUCAUCUUAGUAAUGUUCUUAAUUUAAUGGAUAAUAUUAUUUUUUUAAAAAUCAUAAUUGUUUUUGUGUAGAAAAUUUGGAUUAAUUGUGCUCUCUAAAAUAUUAUCUUUCGUAUACUUUGGAAUAAAAAAUUUGAGAAAUAUAUUACCAUUUAUACCAUGGCGGUAAUGCUCGAUAGUAAAUGAGAUUAAAUCAU
Molecule: messenger RNA, 1066 nt
Organism: Linum trigynum
Lineage: Eukaryota; Viridiplantae; Streptophyta; Magnoliopsida; Malpighiales; Linaceae
Source: the annotation of a GenBank genome assembly